AUGACUGCCAUUGCUACUAUCAUUGAGCUGCAGAAUUGUAUUAGUCGUUUAGAAUCACAAAAACUGGAAAACAAAGUGCUGAUUAGUCGAAAGAAUAACAGCGCUGGGGUCAAAUUAGCCCUGAAUACUGAGUUGGAAGAAUUCUGUACUAUUUUAGUUCAAUUUGUCAUCGACCAGAUAUAUCACUUAGUCUUUCGAAAGCCAUCUCUUACAGUUACUAAUAAAUGCUUUUCUGUUUAUUUUAAUACUUGGGAACAGCGUUAUCGAUAUGAGAAGUGGCCUGUUUUACCCAAUGUGAGAAAUUUUAUAAAUGCAUUAUUUUCUAGCACUUAUUACAUUGAGAAAAAUUUAUCGACUACUGUGGUGGCUAUUUUACCUAGUAAAAUAUUUGUGGAAGUUUUGUAA
Molecule: messenger RNA, 405 nt
Organism: Echinococcus granulosus
Lineage: Eukaryota; Metazoa; Platyhelminthes; Cestoda; Cyclophyllidea; Taeniidae
Exons: 3
Coding region: 1-405 (134 amino acids)
Source: RefSeq, a predicted model, not a curated record